AUGUUCUCCGGUUCUGGCAAACCCAACGCCUUGGAGGAUUUCUUGGCGGACUGCAUGUCUGAAUUGAAGGACCUCCUAAGUAGUGGUCUGCGUCUUCCGCAGAUGGAUAAUCUUAUCAGGGUGUUCCUCGAGAAUGACAUCUGCGACACGCUUGCCCGGUCCUAUGUCAUGCAGGUGAAAGCCCAUAAUGUCUACUACGGAUACAACAGGUAUGUUAUUUCUUAAAAGUAACGGCAACUUCUUUAGGUGUUGUCAUGAGGGCAUGCCCCUAGCAAACCGCGUAACAUUUCCAACGUAUAGUGGGCACUUGCGGGACGACAGAUCAUUUAGAUUGCGAAGUCAGGCGCCGCACCACAAGGGCAUAUCAUUGUUCGAAGAUUUGUCUAUUGAUAUGGUUGCCUCGUUUCCAAUAGAUUACAUGCACAUUGUCUGUCUGGGUGUCAUGCGUAAGUUGAUACAUUUAUGGCGACUGUGAACCAACAGGUCAUCCACCCAACUGAGCGUCACCGUCAAAACAUGAAGUCAAUGUUUGCCUGCUGAAUUUUCAUGCAAAUGCCGACAUUUUGACUGUCUUAAAUACUGGAAGGCCGUUGAAUAUCGGCAAUUUUUAUUGUAUAUAGGUCAAAUUGUUUUGUCUCCUUUUCUCGAUGAAUCAGGUUACAAUAAUGUUUUGCUCCUGUCCGUUGCCACUUAUAAAUUUUGUCACUCGACCUUGCAUAUAUCUCACGUAGAUUUUGUCCGCCUUUUGGUGAAUAAUUUUGUUUCUGCUUUUCCAGUUUUAUAUAACGAUGCAAAUGUUGUUUACAAUGUCCAUGCUCUUCUUCACAUACCCGAUGAUGUCAGUCGGCUUGGAAUUUUAGACCGGUUUUCUGCAUGUGGAAAUACUCGAUCAUUGCACCUAACUUUAAAUCGGCAACCGAUCUCAUAUCCAAGUCUAUCGUGGUGUUCACCGAACACCAGCAAUAGUUAAAAUCCUCAAGAAAAUAAUUUAUAACCAAUAACUAGACCAUCUCAUAAGCGCCAACCGCAUGCACCCCUCUCAACAUGCAUUUUUACCUAGAAAGUCAUGUCAGUCCCGCCAUCUCGCUUUUCUGGAAUUCGUUUCUAGCUAUAGAGAUGAUGGAAACACAGUAGCUUCAACAUACUUCGAUCUAAAAAAGGCCUUUGACAAAGUCCCUCUUAAAAGACUACUGAUAAAGCGAAAAAGUCAAGGAAUUCGGCCUCCCCUUCUUGAUUUUCCCAAAUCCUCUCUUCAAAACCGAUAUCAAGUGGUGUAAAUUUGAAGCGUAGUCUCGGAACCAUCCCCCAUUGCCAGAGAGGUACUUCAGGGCACUAUCCUACGUAGGUCCCCUUCUCUUUAUCAUAUACAGUAUCAUAUCAGUAUCAGCUAAAACGUUUUUAUAUGCGGACGACCUGAAACUUGCAUACGCAUAUAACGGGAAUGCAGUAGACGAUACUGACGGAACAAUCGAAACCGAUCUCAGAAAAUUCAGCGAAUGGAGUAGUCAGUGGCAAAUGCCAUCCUCAUCUGCGCAGUGACAUCAUCUGAUCUUUGGUCCAUAAAAACUUCCUCACGAAAUAUUCCAGGAUAAUGAAAAUUCGGAAGCCUAAUCAAUAAAAGACUUAGGCCUGAAUUAUACAAAUGCCCUUGACUUAUCGUCCCACAUCCAAAAUAUAUCAUCGAAAGACACUCAUAUGUGCGGAUUCAUAUGUUAAACUUUCCCUUUAAAUGCACUAAAAAUACAACUUUUCAAAAUGUAAGUUUUACCUCUCCUAGAUUAUUGCUCAAUUUUCUUCAGCAUAAUACCCUCAGACGGCCGAAAAAAACAAGAAGGCAUUCAGAGACGUUUUACUAGAUCUUUGUCCAGAAGUGAUGGCACCCAGGGUUCAUACUAAGAACUCUAUCAUAAAUGCGGUCUUCGAGCCCUCUGGAACAGAAGACUCCAAAAUGGUCUAAACUUCCUAUCAAAGGUCACCCAUGACCGAGAUAUUCGCAAAAUGAAUUCACUAACAAACAAAAACGUCCCCAGAAACGCCAGAAACAGCGAAGAUAUUAUAAGGAUUCCCAAAUUCACAAAGUCCCAAAGGUCAAAUGUCUACUUCAUAAGAUCUGUCAGUAUCUGGAAUGCUCUUCCAAGUUCUAUCCGGAAAAGGCGAGACCUAAUCGAGCUUUUUUUAAAAAAACGAAUAAAUCCCUUUCAAAUAACAAUACACAUUUACAUCUGAAUAAGAUAGGACAUUUUUCAGGUCAAUUCUUCGAUAUAGAAUUGGGUCCAAAAGUGCUCUGCUGAUGCCAGCCGCUUGAAUAAUACCGGAACAUGGCACUAAAAGCAAGCAACUUUAUGAAAGACAGCAUCACCGAUAACCAUAGGACAGAUGGUGAUAUUCUUUCUUUCGGUCCUUCCUCGUUUCCAUCAGCUAAGUCAUCUGACAGUAAAUAUCCCUUAAGGAGCUAAUAAUAACAUCCCUUUCGAUAAAACCCAGCAUAUUUGUUGUGCGGAAGUCGAUAUUAAGGCCAUAUCAAACAUAAAUACAACUAUAUUAGACCAUAAUAAACAGUCGACCACUACUCCUAUAAUGUCACCUCGAAAAUAAGUUCAAGGUCAGGCUGAUAUCAAAGUUUUUAAUUUCCAUGAAGGACAUAUUAUUAAUGCCAACAGAAUCUACCAAAUUGCGUAGUCUAAUUUUUACAUUGUACAUAUCGUUCUUUUUUAAGAAAUUCUGCGAUUAUUUUGCCUUGGAACUCGGGUUUUUUAACUUACAACAAACUCUCCCAUCGCGCUCUAUUGGCUGAUCAGACACCCCAAACAAACUAAAUCAAAUUGCAUUCGAAAUGGAUGAGUUUGCUUUAGGUUUUUUUCCCGUGUUCAAAGAGGAAUUACAGUGCCCAAGGGGCGCUAUAAUAAACGUAUUCUAUUUCCGUUUAAAUCCCUUUUGCGAAACCUUCGUAACUGCAUAAAAGGGCCAUCUGACACCGCCGCACAGGUGUUCAGACAGUACAGUGAGAAACGUCUGCCUGAGUUGCUAGCAUCCUCCACGUUGUUGGACGACGAUAAGGGGGUCGAACGGCCGUUGCAGUUACCCCGUGCAUCGACCGCAAUCUUACAUAACGGGCAUGUUUUGUCCACGGACGAGCCCAGUAAUGUGGUUCUCUUCGGCGGUAGACCGGUACGCAGUGACAUCUGUGUCGGCCACCGAAUUACAGUACCGCUCGUUCAUAGAUUUCCGAGACUUGUUUACAAGGCCUAUGUCCGCUUCCACGUUUCAUAUGCUUAAAGCCUCCGUCUUGAUGGACUCUUCCACGACUGCUGCCCUUUCGGACAUCGUAUGUAAAUACGUUCCCUUUAAAACUUGCGAUGAAUUUUUCCUUGUUCCCCCUUGCAUACCUAUGGUCAAAAAGGACUUUUCUGUCAUCUUUUUACACAUUGUUCAUGUACACUAGCAUAUUUACUAAGAAUUUUCUAAGUACGCGUUCUGCCGAGUGCAUGACUGGAAUUGAACACUAUCCCGAAGAUAUACUGAAUCGUUGAGAUCAUGAACGAAAAUACGGUCGCUGCCAUCGCGAGCUCUUAGUUCUUUGACAAGAACUUUGCAAUAUGACCGUGGUUUGACAGACAGCGCACAAGACUUUUAGAGAGGAACGAACGCCCGCCAUAGGGCGUUAAAGUCCAUCCAGUGAGGGUUUGGAAAGAAAACCUCACUCUGGAGAAGGCACACCGUGUGGUACAUAGAGCGGAAGACACGGACCACCUCUCCAGUACGGACCCCAAGGAAUUGGGGAGGGGCUUCGGGAGAAAUCAGGCGCAGCAUACAUUUUAUAUCUUCCUGUAGGUAUGCCUGUCAGAUGACAUCUGACGACGACAAUGCAGACGACGACGACGACGCACACGAUCGUUCAAGGCAGUCAGAAAGGUGGCUAUUUGGCUGGCCCAAACCGCCACACAUACGUCAGUAAAAAUCACUUCCUCGAACAAGCUGUAGGUCCAUAGCCUAUGAAAACAUACUUCGUAUUCCAGACGCAGGCAGAAGACGUAUCCCGGUUUUAAUAUUGGCAACACACGAGUAAGCAAGUCCAAACAUUAUGUUUUCUCCAGACUGUCACCGAACACACACGAGUCAUCAAAAUCUAUGCAGGCGGAUUUAGCUGCCAUAUUGUGAGCCAUUUCUCCUUCAGGUCGACAUUUAAUUAGUAGGAGAACGGAUUCCUUCACCCAGCAGAUGGUAGCGUUGCUUAAUGAGAUGCACCAACUAAAGGUGAUUGUUGCUGAAAGUUUGAGCCUCCUUCAGCAAUCCGCGGUGAACAAUCUGCGAACAUCUCCAAUGUGUCUGCCUUUGUGCACCACUUAGGCAUGUGAAGACUUCGUCGCUAGACUGAGUGCUGAGCCACAGUUUAGAGAAGAGGUGGUACGUAUAUAUGCAAAUCAAUUAACUAUUUCUGUCUAGCAGGUUAAAUAGCUUACUAUUGUGGAGGGCCGCACUGAAAAGGAGUUAUAAUAAUAAUUUUAUUUAAUGCCAGUUUACAGGCGUUGUCAGGUGAAGCGUUAGACACAAAUCCGAUCAGCAGUGAAAAAACACAUGUGAAAAAGGAAAAAAAUAUAGUUGCUGGUGGUUUUUAUGGUUUGGAGAAUUCAGGAGAAAAAAACUGCUGACGACAAACUUUCGACCGUCAAGAAGGGAGGGGUUGCACGGUAUCGGAGAUUAUCAGACGCCAAUUCCUAUCAUGAAGUUGGGGAUAGUCAAAGUAGAGGCGUUGAAGAGAAGCUGUCGCUGAUGGCCAACUAAAGUGUACCUGGUGAGGCCGGCCAUAGUGUUCAGCGACCACAAACGCCAUCGCCACUUUACAGUCGAUCAGUGGAUUCAGCACCCUAAUUUUGUGGGAGCCUUUCUGAAUGCAAAAAUCAAGUAAUAGUUCUUUUAAAUAAAGGAUAAUUUUGCAGAGUUUUCACACUCAUGGGUAGUUUAUUCCAAAUAGCAAUUGCAUUUACAGAAAAGGAUCGACGAUAUUUAACAGUACGUGCCAGAGGAAGAAAUAAAAAGACCUUACGGUGACUGUUACGUCGUGGGUGGAUAUGAUGUCUUAAAGAGGUGAGUGGGUUAAAUGUGUGAUUAUAUAAGAGUUUAAAUAGCAAAAAUAGUCCCUUUUGUAAUCUACGGAACCAUAAAGGAUCGAGGCCCGUAAGCCGGCAACGUUCUUGGUAAGACAAAUGUCGGUGUUCCGCGGCUACAAUUCUCUUGGUAAAAAAGUGUUGAACGGAUUCUAUUUUCUUCCGCUCAGUAGCACGCAUGAGGAUAAAUAAAAACGAACAGUAUUCCAGGCCAUGUCUAACGUACAUGUUGUAAAGGCGCAUUCUAAUGUCUUUAAUUUUAAAGUUUCGGAGGAUAAACCCGGUCGUUUUACGUGCUUUGGAGACUAUCAAGGCACAGUGCUCCGAGAGACUGAGACUCUUACAGAAUGAUACGCCCAGGGUUUAUCCGACAUCUUCUGAGUGCUCUGUUAGGACCGCCCUUGAGCCUCAACUUCUGUUGGAUAGUUCUACAGAAGAACGCUCGUUCUCUGGUUCUCCGUUGUACCCCAUUCUUAGCCGUAUAUCUAUUUCUUUAUGACACUGCAGAGGCCAUUCGACAAAAUACAUUAUUUAGUGACUGCUCGGAGGAGCUAGCUGGAAGAUUUGCAAUCGAUUGGUUUUACGAGUCAAGAGACCGGUAUGGCAGCAGACAAGUCGCCGUGACAGCAUCGGGAAAGUACAUUUAUCAUAUUUACUUUGCUCUCAACAAUGCACUUACGUGUCCAAAGGGGCCACUGAUGUCGAACUACUUCAAACAUCAUCUCCGUCCAAGGACACUGUAAGUCCGAUUGUAAAACUGUACGUUAAUGUUAACAUAAACACCUUGUUCCCAAUUAAUGAAAUAUUAGAUCAUAAGGGUUAUAUUAAAUGCCAUAGGAAGGGUUUGAGUGAUAGGAGGGAACAUAUUUGCGUUUCGUAAUGUCAUUACAAGCAAUUGUUUGAGUAGUACAAUUUUUCUUCGCAUUUUAAGGGUUUAUGCAAUAUCCCGUUGAUACCCGUACAGUUGAUCACGAAAUGACCAUUUUUAAACAAUGCGAUCCUUUUCUUUAAUUUGCUGACUCUUAAAUUUAUACUAUCAUAGAAGUUAUGUUUUUAGGUGGCAGAUUAUUCUUUAUUCCAGCAAAACUUCUGCGACGACAAAAUUAUAGUAGCAAACUGUUGUCAUCGUUGAAAGUGUUAACACAAUUAUUUAUCGCGUAUUUUAAAUCGCGCGGUAUUUCACUGUGUCCUUUUACAGUUCGGCUGUCUAGUUUAACUACCUUUUAUUUAUUGUUUUAACACUUCCUUUACUGUUCUCUCUUUCUAGGGAACUGCGACAGAUAACAAACACUUUACUGAUAAUUUCUGUGAUCGUACACAUUUUCCUUAUAUUUUAAUACUUUGUAUGUUGCCAAUAAACUGCUUUUUCUCACUUGAUUGGGUUCAUUGUCCGAUAGCGUUAUGGAGAGGGUUAGGCGCGGAUGCGCUAGGACGUCUACAGACGCUUGGGUCACAUGAGAGGAUGCCGAUCUACGAUGCGCCAUACGUGAUACAUUAUAAUGAGGACAACAAAGUCGUUAUCUGUGGAAGGAGCAGGAAAAGGUGGAAGGGAGACGUCCCGCUGUGCAUUGUUUUCGCGUGAGAGAGCAAUAGGGGGCAGGAGCGUCGUUAACUCAGCCACAGCUCCUUAUCGUCACCUAAAGUCCCGUGGGGUUUAAGGGGGUUCGGCAGGGCUGGUGCUAUCAGGGAAUUGACCCUGAUGGGUACUUAAUAAAAUUUUGUUUAUUUGUUUUAAAAUUUAAGACAAUUGGAAGAUAUUAUUUUUAGUAGUUUUUUUUUGACAGACCUAGAAAUUUAACCCCUGUUUUAUGCUUUCAUUUCCUUAAAUAUAGGAAUAUUCACUCAGAACUACCAGUUGCCAUUUCCUUUUAAGUUCUGCUAGUCCGUGCUUGUUGACUACCAGUUGUUAUCCAAAGAAAGGCAUUCAAUGUUAACGUGAAGUAGGUGGUUUAAUAGGAUGCGAAGGGGGAAACGGUAUAUAAUAAAAGAAAAUAAGAAAGUUUGGGCACUGUGCGAUGCGAAUUUCGUGAAUGAAUCUGUACGUAACAUUGUCGUCGUUUCCCGGAUAUAAUGAACACUCGAUGUAUACUAGAUACCCAUUUAUCGCGAAAAACCAAAGCCUACUCGACCUACCAAUAUCACAUAAUCCAUAUCUACUCGACAUCACGCAGAUGCACACAUGCUAAAUGGACGGCCAUAGGCGUUAUCACUAAAACCGAAUAUGUAAGUGUUGCCGAUGUUACCUUUUUGAAACUUUGCGGAUGAUCUUAAAAUAUAUGCUACAGGUGCAUUUCUGAGCACUCUCAGACUGCUUAUUUGUCCUUACAAUGCUCUUGGCUGUUUUUCUGCCCGCUGAUUUAUUUCCGGUUAUUCCCAACCAUGUCUUGUUUUUAGUGUCUCUCUGUUUUAUUCAAAAGUUCAUUUCCGCCAUUCUUUACGCUUUUUCUCGAAAAAUCUAGUCUUUGGUAACUGUCAUGCAGCUUAGUUGUCACCGCCUGUUCACGUCCUCGACACCCUUGGGUCACUCCAUUAACGUAAACACAUCACAGUCGUUUCAAAUUUAAGUGCUGGUUCUGCAUAAAAGCGCUGAAACAGAAAGACAUAUUUGAUUUCAAAACAAAGUCUACGUUCGACCUUAAACUUUAAGGCAUGCGAUGCAGUACUUUUACUUUACCCACUGUCAGGCGCGAAGGACGGUUGCUCGUUGCCCGUUCACAACGUACGUGUUUUUUUGUCUCGGUAUCAACUGUUGAGUCAUAUAGGGUUUGAAAACCUGGAGUCUCAGAAUAUGUGUUAUUUAUAACAUAUUUUACUUCUAGUGUUUCAACCGACUUUUAAUUUUGGUAUCUACCGGCUUACAGGGUAAUUUUUAGCCUAUGUUUACCCGUGAUAGCAUUCUAGUUGCCCAGGGCUAGCCCGGUCGAGAGCUAGUCUUGCGAUUGGCUGACUCUUUUCGAUUAUUUCUCCGCGCAGAAAUUCCUUUGUGUGACUGGCACCACACACGCACCGUUAGCCAAUUAAAUUACUAUUUCUGCGCUAGCCCGCAAAUCAAACGGGCUAGCAACUUUUUAGCCCUGGGCGCCUAAACUCAUUCAGGGUUCGAGGGUCGCCUUCAUUUCAAACUAUCUAAUUGUUUCUGCCCAUUAUUAGUUAACUGAAUGAGAGAAGGCUGUUCAAAAGAGUGCAGAUUAGGUAUAAGAUGGGGGUGUAUCCCAACCCCUGUCGCAUUGUAUUUUGUAGACCAAAGAUAUGCCUCCCGACAAAAUCACACUCCAUAGGGCUAGCCUAUACGGUCUGUCUGUCUCCAGUUUUGUGAUUUACUGACUCUUGUUGGUAGUCCCAUUAGGUAUAAUCCCCCCUACAACCCCGUCAAGUAAUUGGUAUCAGAGGCCAGCAUUAUCACUAGUCGCACACAAACCGGAAAUCUGGACCGCUAGUGUAGGGCCAGACAGGAGCUAGUACAAUGCUAUCAGGUUCUAAGGCGAAUGCUUACAGCCUCCGAGGGUAAACAUCAGAUGGCGAAAUUCCGGAAGUAAAAGUUAUUUGACAGCACCAGUACACAGCUCUCAAAGUCUGCAUCUGAUUGAGGUAAUCCAGGGCGCGACUAAAACAUCACCGGCCAUUUUUGGCUUUUCGAUUUUGUGUAUAGGGGUUUCUUUCUUAUGCCCCUAAUAGCAUUGCACCUGCACAAAACUGGCUCUUAUCGUCGGUUUGUGGCUACUUUUGUGACUGCCUGGCUUUUGUCAGCGGUGCUUGCAGGCACAAUCCUCCCAGCAGUACUUUCGCCUGACUGACGUCAGAAGUCACGUCGCGUCAACCAACCGGAUAAUCAGCCGCACAUAAGCAACCAAAUUUGAGCUACUAGUUUGGGGCUGCUCAGAUGCCAGUACAUUGUUGUCGGUGUGUACCCCGUAACCGAAGUCUUUUUGGGCAUCGCUUCUGUUUAGGAUGUCAACAUUUAUUCCAGUGGUGUGCAUUAUCUUACUUUGUUUCUAAUGACAGAGCUGACCUGUCAUCCGCCUAACUGUUCCCAUUAUUUCGUUUUGAGGUUCUGACGCUGUUAUGAUUGCUUAUUCUGUUACGAUAAACGUAAUACAACCCAGUAAAUGAUACCUCGGAUACAUCGCCUGACUAAAAUGAAAACUACAGUAGGAUUUUUGAAGGCUGCCAGGAAGCAAGGAAUGAAGACGUCGCAAUAUUGCUGAAUUAUGACAAGGGGAUAACCUCCGUUUCUGUAUUGACUCAACCAUACUACGUCAAGGCGUUUUCCAAAAUCCCGAAUAAAUUACAGGACACAGUAUCGGGAAGCCUUAUAGCUGGGAGUGACCCUCUCGGGGAUAGCUGCCUUCCAGGAAGGCACAAGUAUGUACCAUUCGCGAGGACCUGCAAAGCGUACCUUGUGACUCCUUGUGAAAGUCGCCUUAUCACCAGAUUAAUGUUACGCACUGACUUGCUAUCAUCGGUUCGACGGAACGGUCACCAUCUGUCCACAUUCAGUCAGGCAACCCACUAGAAAAGUGCGCGAUAGGGCGCUUUGUUCUGAACAUUCCAUCCGACUGUCUAAGAACAACAGAGCCUCAUUUAUUUACUAUAAAAACAUGCCUCCAGCACUAUCUGCAAACAUCCACCGGCUGUGUUCUGAAAAUUGUCACGUAGUCACUCGAAUUCACCACAUGUUGUUCACUUUAGAGCUUCUCGUUUUGAUGCCUCGUAGCCGGUCAAUGUGGUCUUAAAGGCAAUCGUAUUUUCAUCUACACACAUGAGCCAUCCUUUCGAAAGCCUCAAGAACCAUCCAGCAUAAUUGAUGUUCUGAAGAAAACUAAACUGUUCAGCCCCAACAUAAGGAGUCAAUGACACAUGGUUGUCAUUAAAUUUGGUAGUUCACGUUGCAGCCAAGUGAACUUAUUUCUGUAAUGAAUCCAUUAACUAAAGAGCUCUUUGACUUUCUUGCCUUAAUAACCCAUACAUAUCCCAACGGUAACUGUUCCACAAAGUGCAUCCUGUAAGCUAAAGAAAAGAUGGUCUGAAAUGUUCGAAAUAUUUAAUGAACUGAAGCAGUAAAUUUUCUCAUACGAAAAACGUACUUAGCGCAGAGACGCUUUUAUCCAUCACGAUGAUACUUUUCCUCGUGGAGUUUGAUACAGCCUUUGGUUCGAUCGACAACAGUGCCAAUUAGAGGGUCAUGGAGACUGAAGGUAUGUCUCCAAAACUAGUGAAAUUAAUUAAGACAUGUUCUAAGCUAACUGAUAGGAUGCUUCGAGAAGAGCGAGAACUUUGACAGCAAAGCUUCGUGUUCUCGUCAACUUUUUCGCGUUGAACCGUGGCCGUGUAAUAAUAAUGAUAAUAAUUGUAUUUAGUGCCAGGUUACAGACAUUGUUAGGGAAGCGUUAAACACAAAUCCGACCAGCAGAGAAAAAACUGCUGUCGAAAAGAAAUAAAAAUAAAGUUGAUGGUGGUUUUUAUAGUUUUGAGAGUUCAGGAGAAAAAAACAGCUGACCACAAAAUACUGACAGUGAAGAAGGGAGGGGUUGCACUGUAUUGGAUAUGAUCAGUCGCCAAUUCUUUUUAUGAAGUUGGGGCUGGUCCAAACAGAAGCGCCAAAGAACAGCUGCCACUGUUGGCUAACAAAAAUUGUCCCUGGUGAGACCGGCCAUUUGGAGAGUUCAUUCGCCAGAUUAAUUUAAAUUAAUUUAUUAAAUGCCAGCUUACAGGCAUUGUCAAGGGAAGCGAUUAAACACAAAUCCGACCAGCAGUGAAAAAAACUCCUGAGUUUAAGGGAUAAAAAUAUAGUUGAUGGUGGUUUUUAUGGUUUGGAGGGCUCAGGAGAAAAAACUGCCGGCGGUGGUAGAAUAUCGACCGUCAAGAAGGGGGGAGGUUGCACGGUAUCGGAAAUUAUCGGCCGUCAAUUCCUUUCAUGAAGUUGGGGAUGGUCAAAGUAGAGGCGUUGAGGAACAGCUGGUGAGACCGGCCAUAGUGUUCAGAGACCACAAACGCCAUCGCUACAGUAUAGUCGAUCAGUGGAUUCAGCACCCAAAAGUUGUGGGAGUUUUUCUGAAUGCAAAAAUCGAGUAAUCGUUCCCUUAAAUAAAGGAUAAUUCUGGGUAGUUUAUUCCAAAUAGCAAUUGGACUUACAGAAAAGAACUGACGAUAUUUAACGGUAUGUGCCAGAGGAAGGAAUAAAAAGACCUCACGGUGACUGUUACGUCGGGGGUGGGCAUGAUGUCUUAAAGUAGUGAGUGGGUUAAAGGUGCCAAUAUCUAAAAGCUUAAACAGCAAAAAUGGUGCCUUUUGUAAUCUACGAAACCAUAAAAGAUCAAGGCCUGUAAGCCGGCAACGUUCUUGGUAGGACGAAUGUCCGUGUUCCGGGGUUAAAACUCUCUUGGUAAAAAACUUUUGGACGGAUUCUAUCUUUUUCCACUCAGCAGCACGCAUGGGGGUAAAUAAAAACGAACGGUAUUCCAGGCCAGGUCGAACGUACAUGGUAUAUGAAGGACAUCGUCUUCAUAGGAAUCCCUUGGGCGAAACGCAGCCCGAUCUUAACUAGUAGUCGUUUCUUCCCUCAAGUACGGUUUAGAACUGAACGGUGGACAGGCCAGCCCUCAAUGCCACGGAGGCCUCCGUGAAUUGCUACUACCGGCGGACUACGUCCCGAACGCGAAACGUCAUCGCUGGUCAGCGACACCUUCUGCAGUCGAUGUGAUAGAAAGUCACUACCUCCGAUGGCUUGCUCACGCAGUCCGUCAACUCGAAAUACAGCUCGUCCUUGACCUAUGGUUCACGCAGACGGUCUCAUGACGGUCAAUAGCCAGUAAUUGAUGAGCGUUGUCGACAGGACAGGACAUUAGAAUUAACAUUUGCGGCUUGUGAGCCGUCAUCAGCCAGUGAUGCCCCAACCCCACGCAGCAGUUCUUGAUUAUUGACUACAACUCAUCGUGUGACCACCUGCGUGGACUCUAGGUCAUCCUCUUAAAAACAAAACGGGAACGCUGAUUUCCAUUCUGCAGCUUUCUUGUCCCAUUUAUGUCCAUCGCAUAUCUUAUUCAGAUAAUAGCUUUAUUGCAUUAUAAGAGGUACUUGUGUCAAUCAUUUGACGGACGUGUCGCUUACCGAGUGCAUUGCUCCUCCGGACGUCGACGGUGGAAACUUACAUCUAAAAAUCGAUAACUAAACAACUUCCACCCAUAUCGACAGUGUUUUACGCACACAGUAUGGAGCCUAGGCGAACAGCUUCUUACUCUCCUGGCAGUUGCCACUGACGCGCCAGUAGAAGUAGACGGUUUGCGUUACCAAGUGCAUACAGUUUCGCCAGCAUCUGCGCUGUUUGUUGCAGUGGAAGUUAUGAUACUGUACGACUUUUUGCCUUCGGUGAACUCCGUCGUCGAUGACGCCAACUGGUGAGUAGAAGUACCAGAUGCGUGCGUGCGAUAACCACUGGUUUGCGAACCAGGCCUUUUAUACCGGUCUGCUAUGUUACUCUACACCGAAACUGAGGCUACAUGAGUGUGGCAUGCUUUAGUCAAAGGCCUUUGUCACCCUAUUCCAUCUUAGGUUGGCCUGACUCGGACUUACUACUGAGGGGAAGAGUGAGGCCGAUACGGCUCGGACUCAGGGCAUGUCCCUCUUACCAUGAAAAUCUGACGCCCAUUACGGUCAUUAAAACGCUAUAAAAUUAUUGGAGCGGGAGUUGAUCUGACUGCAGUUGCUCUCCACUUAUGUGACCUUGAUGGGAGCCCCAAGUCCUUCCGGAAUCUAGUUCGUGUCUGUGGCGACCAGCAUGUGGGUGACAGAUCCAUUUUCAGUCCUCUCGAUCUCGUUUUGUUACUGGUACCUGGCAAGUGUGGACAGAGAAGGAGAGAGCACGGUAGGCGCGGUGCACGCUUUCAUCACUAUAAAACGAUUCACAUGCAAGUCACUACUGUACUCUCGGAAUUGCGGGGGUCCUUAUCAAUUACAAUGGGUGAAUUAUCAGUAUGCAGCUUAAAGUUGCCCCAAGGGGGCUGUAUACCUGCAGAACCAGCCGCCACAAGGAGCAUCUUUGGGAACUUCGAAAUUACGAUUUCUACUUGUAGGACCAACCCAGUCGUUUUAUUUUCCCAAUGAGCCCGACCGGCCAACUUUGCUUCGCACAAGAAAGCUGUGCUACCCUUAGUGGUUUUUCGUUGUUUCCCCACCGCUAAGUUCCAGUGCACUUGAUGAACUGACUUUUGUCUUAAAGGCUACAAACUGAGGUGUUUUUCAAAGCCCUUCAACUUGGUUACGUAAAACAGACAACCUUUUAUGAUGUAUCUUGUCAGGCAUCACUCGUGACCAGGAAUACUAUCAAUCAGCCAAGUGGUUCAAAAAAUAUUUCGAUUGUUCCAACUUUGCCGUCUUUUUCCCCUGUAGAUGCUGUCGAACCCAAAGAAACAGCUCUACAUCAGUAUAGUUAACUUUCUUGCAAGCGAACUUUCCAAUACUGACUAUACUGAGGACACAAUCGAAAGCCUUGAAGGUAGAUUCAUCGACUGUUUUCCUAUUGGGCCUUCAUCUUAUCAUGUCUAGUUGCGAAACAGUGUUUGGAGAGUGCGUUUCACCUUUCCGACCAACAGGAUGGCAAGACUGACAAUCUUCUCACAGUCUACGAACGAGGCCUCAAAGUGAUACACAUGCAUUUAUUUGACCCAAGUCUUAUAGGCUGCCCUCUCUUCUCCCUCCCCCCAAACUGCCCAGACUACAGCAGAGGUUAGUCCCGAAAAUAAGGCUGUUGCGGAAAGCCUGAAGACGCAGGGUUAGUUUGCAUCGUUAAAACUACUGCCAGCGUCAUUUAGGCAAUCACUGUAUGACAGAGGAGAAAUUCCACGAAGCAGUAACAUGCUACUCAAAGGCAAUCGAGUUGGAUCCCCACAACGCUGUAUACUUUUGCAAUCGGUAGGUUGUGUUCUAAAGGCCUUGAAACAGCGAACAGAAGCAUUUUAAAUGUGGAGCUCCUCCCUUGCCCUGACUGUCUGCCCCUUCUAGCCAUGCGUUUUUGGGUUUGGGUCAGGCGCCAAGGGAAGUCGAGAACCUUUGAACGCACGAAAUAUUGGCUUUUGCGGCCAUGAAGGGCAGUAUGGGUUGUGGGAUUUCUUACCUAGUGCAGAAUUUUGGAUUUAGGGAACUCUCACAGUCAGACAACUUGUGCACCAGAUGGAGUCGCGCGUGUCCCAACCGUCGUUCUGGACUCGCAAGGCGAGCCGCAUAUAAACCAAUGAGGCGGUGGCUACUUAUUAUAAUUAAGUACUAAAGCGCGUCUCGUCGUUUCUCCGCGGAUUGUUUGGGUUUGCCAAAGCAGCUGUUUUAUUUUUAUUUGAGCUUAGCAUUUGAAAACGCAAACUCCGAUUAGAACACUUUGCAGUCACAGGACUGCCCAGACUAGCUCUCUACAAAAGCGUGGGGCGGACGCGCCUCUGCUGCGACCGAUGAGCGGAAGGGUCUAGUGCUGCCUAGGCACCCCGUAAAUGGCCCAAGCUGCCCCUGCUAUAAUCCAUCAUCUGAUUCCUGAAUCUCAGAUAGAAACUAUAGUAGGUUGGCGUCUAAUGAUGUAGUGUCUACCACCACCACCACCACCACCACCACCACCACCACCACCACCACCACCACCACCACCACCACCACCACCACCACCACCACCACCACCACCGCCGCCGCCACCACCACCAGCACCACCACCGCCACCACCACCACCACCACCACCCUGAAGAGUCCGCUUCAAACAGCCUCCAAUGAGUCAGGGUGAGGUGCCUCAAACAUAGCAACCGCUCUGCCAACUAUCCAUCUGACCUGUAACUGAGUGAGCAGUAGAGUGUGCGACCACUGCAAACAGCCGACCUAAAACAUGCCUUACCACCACUUUGCAGGGCUGCAGCUUACAGCCGACUGAACAAUCAUGACGAAUCAAUCAGAGACUGCGAGCGCGCAGUCGCCAUCGAUGCAAACUACAGUAAAGCCUACGGUCGCAUGGGGUAGGUGUUUUUUUGUCCAUCCAAUUUGUCAACAAGAUUGGCUUACUCCAAUAAGGGCAACAUCCCCAAGGCCAUUGAUUGCUAUAAAAAGGCCAUCAGUCUGGAUCCGAAUAAUCGGAAUUUCCAGGAGAAUUUGUCAAUCGCGGAGGCCAGGCUGCGAGACUCCAACGCCGGAAGCGGACCACAGGUGGGAUUCGGAGGUCCCGGUGGGCUCGAUCUGGGAGCCCUGUUCUCCAGUCCAGCCAUACAAGAUCUGGCGCGCCAGUUUGUGUCCGAUCCAAAUCUACAGAAUACGUGAGUUUAUGUGAAUUUUGGUCUAACGUGUGGCUCCUACGAUGCAUUUUUAAAGGCUGAAGACUUUUUAGCAAAGAUGUGCCACCCUGGAAUCCUAACUUUUGCCACCGAUGUUGUGGGCCACUAAACUCUCUGUCUACGGCUGUCAAAUUUGAUUUUUUACAUUCAACUGACUGUGGGAUUCGGAUCCACUGCAACAAAGACAAGGCUUGAGUGUGACCAAAGCUAUAACCACGUGAGCAAUGAAGUCUCGGCCGGUAGUGUCGGUUUUUCCCUCAGUUACGUCAAGUCGCCCGCUCAACCCCACCCAUUGUGAUAUAAUAGGUUGGCUGCCCAAGCAGGUUUUCCCAGGCGAUCAACGUAGAAUCCACCAGAUGACUGCUGUACUCGUUUUCUAAGUCUGCUCUGGGGCCGAACCACAAUUUCUUUGGUUACGGUCGACACUCCGUUUUUAUUGACGCUGAAGUUCGAGAUAGUGAACUGAAAUCUAGGGUCGCGUUAUCCUAUUGGUUCCCCCCCCCCCCCGACAGCAGAAACUAUUUGCCGGAGAAUAAACAACUACUGGACCGCCAUCAGUAGUUCGGAUGUUGUAUUCGUUGAAUAGCAGGGCUGAUAGUCAAACAUGUGCUGCUGGAUGCCUCCUUAAACGACUCCGAACUCACGGUUGACGUUGGUCGUUCGACCCUACAAAAGUACAGUUAGGCACGGGAAUAUGGACUUAUCAUAUUACAGGUAGCCCUGUCUGAAAGUCCAGAGGGGUUAAGUUUAGGGCCAGAUUUAUUAGGGUUAUUGCUAGGUCUGCGGUUAGGCCCGGGAGCGUUAGGGUUAAAGUUGGGCGCGAGAAUAGCAACCCCGCUGGAAUUUAAAGCGAGGUCGUCUGUAGUACUGAGGGUUCAUAUUCCCAUGUCCGACUGGCCUUUCGGCCGCCCUUUCCGACGAUGUCCAUCGUGUGCUCCGCAGCAGAUGGGGACAGGGACGGUGACCUGCGUGUGAAAUACCUUAUAGAAGUACUUGACUUGUGAAGCAUCUACCCCACUCUCCCGUCUCCCACCUGGGGCCAGCGUUAUUAUACAGUCAAGAAGACCGGAGGCAGCCGGCACGGCGAAAACCCGCAUCUAGGCGUACCAGCACACCCCCUGGUCCACAACGUACACUGACCAUGAUUUUUCGGAUCAACUCGCAUCCCAACUGGCGCAGCGUGGGUCUCCAAUUGGGCCUGUCGUCACAGUCUCAAUUUGGGCAACCUCAAUAAGGCCUGUCAAGCACCGGUCUCUUCCCCGUGUUAGUCUAACGCAUCUACCCCGCGACCCGUUUUAGGAACACUGUGUCCGACCAAAAGCACUGACGUCAACCAACCGCCCAAGAGAUUUGGUGCACUUCGUUUCAGAGACAACACCCACGCUGCUACUAGAGCACAACUUACUGCUCAGCCAUGCAAAGAUCGCCAAAGAUCUGUCUGUCUUCGGCAAGGAUUUUUCUAUCUUCGGCUGGACAUCAAAGCCUCAAUGCAGUGUCAAGUGUUGUAUCUGAUGCCUGCGGAGUCGUGUCUUCUGCUAUUUGAUGGGUCUCACUGGUAGCGCAGCCUAAGUCAUCGUUGCCUUUAGCCUUCAAUCCUUUCGUUUGGACGCCGGGUUGGAUGUGAGCAGAAGAACUAGACUUGGUCCUGAAAGGCUGCCCCAGGGUGCUCUCUAGAUUGCAAACCUGCGCAAACCGGUUUAGAAUGUGCGGGUCAGACUGUUGUGUCAUGGACCUUUCAGAAAGUUACUCCUUCAGCUCUCUUCUUGUAGAUGAUUUAAACUGGGGUGAGCGCAUGUCGAGGGAAGUGAUGUUCGAGGAGUGGUGUUCACCUACUUAGCCCACUUGCGGAGCGAAAAGGGGCUUUCUCUUUUUCCUUAGAGUUCUGGUUCAACUUCAUCGCGGGCAGUCAAUGAUCGAGAGAUACUACUAACAACGAGUGAUUAUUGUCUGAUUGACUGUCGUCAUCGGACCAGGACCCUGAUCCGGAUCUUGAGCCUGUCGGUCUUAGGGUAUGACUGACUGUAGAGAACAAAUCGCCCAAAAGCAGCUGUUUAAAUCUCCCUUGACCCUGUCGUUAAUGAUUCCCAAUAUACAUUCAUUGCCUCAAUUCUGCAAGCUCGCGCCUGUUCAGCAGUCAACAGGACCCUGGAUCUAAAGUGUUUUCAAAUAACUUAUGAUCUACGCCAAAUUUUCUAGGUAUUUUGCGAGUCAGGUAUGAGAAUCAGUAACGACCUGAACCAAGGUCCAUCCUCACAUGUCGAAAUCUUUAGGCGUGGUCACAAGUAAAGAGAAUAGUUGAGUAGAUUUGGAAUGCCGGUACAUAACGGAAAUCCCCUCUGCUUUAGUCUGCAGGCCAUUGUAGGCGGGCACUCCAUAGCAUAGUAUAUUAAGGGUAGUAGGCGUUGCCCCUGAUGACCCUAUCGAAAACGGUACAUACAAUAUUUGCGUCAAACACGCGUUACUAAAAUGGUACCAGUAACGUAUUCGUCUAGAUAAAAUAUUUUUAGUGUUGAACCGUGAAGGUUAUGGCAGACGGUCCUUUCCAUGUACAUUUGAAAUUAUAAGUGCGAUUAUGUACAAUCAGCACAAAAUGUAGUUUGGGGGAACAAUGUGCAUCAAACGUGCAGGGAUGCGUCCACCUCGCCAUCAUGCUUCCCAACACUUUCUGAAGUACAUGUAGUGUUGUGAGCAAUGCUAACGGAGAAUUCGCAUUGUAUAUAUGCCGUAAAAUCAAUUUUUAUGGUUAUAAAAUAUGUAGCUUUCAUGUGAUUUCGAACAUGUGACGUCUCGCGAUUUGCAUCAACGAUUUUGGGGGAUUUUCUGGUCAGCCUACUCAUUUUAAUGCCUCUAUUCACAGGGUCUCAUCGAUGAUGCAGGGAAUACUGGGGGGUGGCGGUGCUGCAGCCUCCGGCGCCACUGGUGGUAGAGCGGACACUGCACCGAACGGUGGCUCCGAUGGACCUCCUCCUCCAACCAAUCCGAGUGCCGCUACCAAUGCGAACACCACUGGAGCGCCUCUGGACAACCUCCUUCGCAUGUAAGUCCUUUUGUCAGAAAUCCCAGUUGUACCUGGACAGCUGUCAGCUGUCUUCGUCGAAGGAAUACUUUGGUGGGGUUCUAAAGCUGACUAUCGUGCGGCAUGACCCUGUAGUAUUUCAGACACGCCUCCUUUUGGCCGCCUGUAAAAAUUACACUCGGUAAAUAAUAACUAUUCAGGUGAUAUGUAUCUUCCCCUAAUUUUCGGUGCCCUCACAAAUUCAAAUACAUUGCUUCCUCCUCGGUCGCGGGAGUUGCAUUACAGAAGUACCUGCAAAAAGCGAAGGUUCGCCUAGUAAAAACCAACAUGUUUUGAGGUGAUUUUUGCAUAUUUUAAGCCAUUAUGAACCACUCCUAUAAACAUUUCUCCUACGGUUAUACCGCAUCAACCCUUUAUAUUCUCCUAGGUAUUAAGAUUCGUUGAAAUUAGGAUACUUGGCCGAGCGCUCUGAUUAAGUAGCUUCUCAGUCAUCAAUCAAUAGCAAACUGGCGGAGGGAGCAUGUACCAGAAAUAAACGGGCCCAUUGUCCACAGAAAACCGCGAUGUAUGUGUUUAAAAAUGUCUCAAUGUAAGAUCCACAGCAGAGUGCAUCUCCUAAAGCCAAAGCGUGAUGUAUCGAGAGAUUAAUGAACAAGUAAACUCAAAGGUGCAGUUAGGGUUGGCUUACACAUUCAGUAGGUGGGCUAACUCAUGAAAUGUCGACCGAAAUUCCGAAAUGCGAUUUCGUUUCGAAAAGAUUAAGUAGUGUUGUGAAAAUAGUCAGCCCACAACAUAAUUCUAUAAUAUUUCAGUUACCUCAAGAUACCGGCUUUUGAACGAACUUCCUUCCGGCUGCAUGCAAAAACUACACUCUGUAAAAAACGACUGCUUAAGUAGCAUGCAUUUUUCUCGUUGAUUUUCGAUGCCCCAAUCUUUUCGAAACGAAAACGCGUUUCGGAAUUUCGGCUGACAUUUCAUAAGUUAGCCCACCUACUAUAGGUCUGGAACCUGCAGCUAAUCUGCCCGGGAUGGUCAGAAAUCCGCGGUAUAUUGUUAUGACCCGGUAGGAAGGUAGGACAGGAAGAGAGCCGGUUCGGAGGACAAGCACUUUAUUGGAACUUGCGGAUAGGAGGGGGUUCCAACUCGUAAGAAAGGUGUGCUAUUUAUUGGCUCCCGUGCGUUCUGGAACAUUCCGUCCAAUGACGUGCCAGUCGUAGAGGGCGUUCUAGAAUGUUCCUGUCCCGAGCGUGCUGGUCGCUGAUUGGCCACCGCGUGCGCGAUAGCCCCGCCGCGGAAACGUCUGGAAUGUUCGGCCAUCCAUUGAUUGGGCCGCACACGUGAGCAGAGCCACCACGCGUGCUCGGCGCUGCAGUGCGCGCCGGUCGGUUGUCUAACUUCGCGCGUGACUCACGUCGCCGACAUGGUCCCCUGUUUGGCGCCUUAGGCCGUGGCUCUACGCCGCUUUCACUCUCCAUAACAUAUAUAUUUAAAUGUGCUUGUAUGCUAAAUUCGCGAUAGUGUAAAGCCGCCAAAGCUACAAGGAAUUGCAGUAAGCAUGCAUCGUUCCGUAAGAACGAUCGGUGAGCGCCCCCUACCAUUGUAUAUUCCCGAUCGAAACCGACAGGGCAACGGGCUCUUGACCCAGUGGUUAGAGGUGUGGACUUCUAACUAACAGGUCGCAAGUUCGAGCCUCCGGUGUUCCACACUUCGGGGUUGGGUAUGACGGGCUGACGACAGCUAAUAAGCCAGAAAUGACCAUUCCAGUCUCCCUUGUCUUUGUCGGUAGCACCAUUCCGCCUACUCUUUUUAGUAUAUACUCGAUAACAAAUCAUCUACACUUCACAUUUUAUGCCUAAAGGAGGGGUAUAUUUAGGUUUUUUGGGAAAUGUUUCAAUUUUCGAACAAUUUUUUGCCCGACCUGCUAUUGCAUUUGCGUUAAGGGUUUUCAGUUGACUCGCUGUGUAUCCUUUCCGUGUGAUGAAAAUCAUACAUUCUUGUUCUAUUAAGGAGAUACCGUAUAGGGCUGAGACAGGAGUGAAUAAUUGACCCCGUUACACUGCCCCCAUCUCAGGACCUGCUGUUUGCGUUUGUUCUGACCAAAUUACGUGCCGGUAUGUGAGAUCCGGGCCGCCGACCCCUUUGUGUGAAGUCUUAGUGCAUUUCGCAGGUCAGGUCAUGUGUGUGGUACGCGCAGCCAGGCGGACACUGCGCCCAAUCUGCGCAUCAGCUGACGGUGGACGGUUGUCUGAGAGCGCAUAUUCCUAACUGUAAGCAAUCUGACGCGCUGGAAUACAUCGUGGUGCGCUAGGCGCCGCGGCCAGCAAGUCUGCCAACUGACGAAAUAUCUCGCCCCUCUUCGUAGGACGGAGGGUCAGGCUGCAAUGACUCCUCCGUAACGUAGCCUUUAUGACGCUCCGAAUUAAUUAUGAUCCGACGCUUAUUUCACAUGACACCCUCCUCAUCGUCCCCGCUGCCGGAGUAAUGGUAAGUGUCACCCCAAAAUGUGUGCGCACGGGAUUUUGACCAAGACCAGCAAAGGGAAGACAAAACGUACUUGCAGACAUAUCGACCAUCUAGAGACAGCAGUUUCCAGCCACGGAGCACAACACCACUCUAAUGUGGUCAUAAUUUUUUCGUUCUGACCAAAUUACGCGUCGGUAUGUGAGAUCCGGGCCGCCGAUCCAUUUGUGUGAAGUCUUAGUGCGUUUUGUGGGAGGUCAGGUCGUGUGUGUGGCACGCGCAGCCAGGCGGACACUGCGCCCAAUCUGCGCAUCAGCUGACGGUGGACGGUUGUUUGAGAGCGCAUAUUCCUAACUGUAAGCAAUCUGACGCGCUGGAAUACAUCGUGGUGCGCUAGACGCCGUGGCCAGCAACUGACGGAGGACGGAUGGCCAGGCUGCAAUGACUCCUUCGUAAGGUAGCCCUUUUGACACUCCCAAUUAACUAGGAUCCGACGCUUAUUUCACAUGAGACCCUCCUCAUCGUCUCCGCUGCCAGAGUACUAGUUAGUGUCAUCCCAAAAUGUGUGUGCACGGGAUUUUCACUAAGACCAGCAAACUAAGGGGAAUAAGGGAGGGAAGGCAAAGCGUACUUGCAGACAUAUCGACCAUUUAGAGACAGCAGUUUCCAGCCACGGAGCACAACACCAUUCUAAUGUGGUCAUUACUAUCUUUUGUUCUAGUGGGCAACAGUUCGCCCAGCAGAUGCAACAGGCGAACCCAGACCUGGUUAAUACUUUGCGUCAAAGGAUGCAGGACAUCGCAGGACAGCCGCCGGGAGACAGAAGUAAUGAUCAGAAUUCUGGUGGCAACUGA
Messenger RNA from Spirometra erinaceieuropaei, 21727 nucleotides. NCBI's taxonomy places the organism in Eukaryota, Metazoa, Platyhelminthes, Cestoda, Diphyllobothriidea, Diphyllobothriidae. The record is from the annotation of a GenBank genome assembly.